Messenger RNA from Populus nigra (black poplar), 3473 nucleotides. RefSeq names its product probable disease resistance protein At4g27220. Lineage: Eukaryota; Viridiplantae; Streptophyta; Magnoliopsida; Malpighiales; Salicaceae. Bases 20 to 3190 code for a protein of 1056 amino acids. The transcript has a single exon. Gene Ontology annotation, molecular function: ADP binding. The record is from RefSeq and is a predicted model, not a curated record.
UUUUUCAGACUGGUGAAAAAUGGCUACCGACAUUGUUGGAUCCAUUGUAUCUAAGAUAGCAGAACUCUUGGUGGAACCAGCGAUAAGGCAGUUCCGUUACAUGUUCUGUUUCAACAAUUUUGUUCAAGAAUUCGAUGAACAAAUGAUGAACCUGGCUUUGGCAUUUUAUCGUCUGCAAGAUGCUGUCAACGUUGCUGAAAGGAAUGCUGAAGAUAUUGAGAUUGAUGUCAACACAUGGCUGGAAAAUGCAAAAAACGAAAUUGAAGGUGUGAAUUGUUUGCAAAAUGAAAAAGGAAAAAUCAUCAAAUGCUUUACUUGGUGUCCAAAUUCGAUGCGACAAUUCAAGUUAAGCAAGGCACUGGCAAAGAAGACGGAGACUUUGAGAAAACUUGAAGAAAAUAGCAGAAAGUUUCGAAAAGUGUCCCACAAAGCACCUCUUCAAGAGAUAAAAUUUCUUCCAUCAAAGGAAUUCACACUCUCAGGAUCGUCAAAAGAAGCUUUCAAACAGAUUAUGAAAGCUCUCAAAGAUGACAAGGUCAAUAUGAUCGGACUGUACGGCAUGGGAGGGGUGGGUAAAACCACCCUGGUGAAUGAAGUGCGCAGGAGAGCCAAAGAGUUGCAGUUGUUUGAUGAAGUUUUGAUGGCUACACUGUCCCAGAAUCCAAAUGUCACAGGCAUCCAGGAUCAAAUGGCAGAUCGUUUAGGUCUGAAAUUUAAAGAAAAUAGUAAAGAAGGGAGAGCAGGUCGGUUAUGGCAGAGACUGCAGGGAAAGAAGAUGCUUAUAGUCCUGGAUGAUGUUUGGAAAGUUAUUGACUUCCAAGAGAUAGGGAUCCCAUUUGGUGAUGAUCACAGGGGUUGUAAAAUUCUUCUAACAACACGUCUUGAAGACAUGUGUUCUUAUAUGAAGUGCAAGGAAAAAGUUCUUUUAGGUCUCUUUUCUGAAGAGGAAGCAUGGGCUUUAUUCAAAAUCAAUGCAGAUUUACGUGACGAGGACUCUACCUUGAACACGGUGGCAAAGAAGGUUGCGAGAGAAUGUAAUGGAUUGCCUGUAGCACUUGUGACAGUGGGAAGGGCUCUAAGAGAUAAAUCUGUUGUUGAGUGGGAAGUAGCGUCUGAAGAGCUCAAAAACUCUCAAUUUCGGCAUUUGGAACAAAUUGACGGACAAAAAAAUGCAUAUGCAUGUCUUAAGUUGAGCUAUGAUUAUUUGACGUUCGAUGAAACCAAGUCAUGUUUCUUGCUAUGCUGUUUGUUUCCAGAAGAUUACAACAUUCCAAUUGAGGACUUGACGAGAUACGCAGUUGGCUAUGGGUUACAUAAAGAUGGGGAGUCCAUUGAAAAUGCAAGGAAACGAGUUUAUGUGGCAAUCAAAAACCUCAAAGCUUGUUGUAUGCUGUUAGGAACUGAAAGUGAAGAAUAUGUAAAAAUGCAUGACUUGGUUCGUGAUGUUGCUAUUCGGAUAGCAUCAUCAGAAAAAUACGGAUUCAUGGUAAAGGCUGGCAUUGGGUUGCUGGAGUGGCCAACGAGCAAUAAAAGCUUUGAAGGCUGUACAACAAUCUCGUUAAUGGAGAAUGAACUAGCAGAACUUCCUGAAGGAUUGGUGUGUCCACAGCUCAAAGUUCUAUUGUUAGGACUGGAUCGUGGUUUGAAUGUUCCAGAGAGGUUUUUUGAAGGGAUGAAAGCAAUUGAAGUUUUGUCUCUACAGGGAGGGUGUUUGUCAUUGCAAUCACUUCAAUUCUCAACGAACCUUCAGUCGUUGCUGUUGAGAUGGUGUGAAUGCAAGGACCUCAUUUGGUUGAGAAAGCUGCAAAGACUUAAGAUUCUUGGUUUCAUUGCGUGCCGCUCCGUUGAAGAAUUACCUGAUGAAAUUGGGGAGUUCAAGGAGUUAAGGUUGUUGGAUUUGACAGGUUGUCGAUUCCUAAGAAGGAUUCCUGUGAAUUUGAUAGGAAGGUUGAAGAAGUUAGAAGAACUGCUGAUCGGGGAUUUCAGCUUCAACGGAUGGGAUGUUGUUGGAUGUGACAGCACAGAAGGAAUGAAUGCAAGCCUAACAGAACUAAGUUCGCUGUCUCAUUUAGCUGUAUUAUCAUUGAAGAUACCGAAGGUUGAAUGCAUUCCCAGAGAUUUUGUUUUUCCCAGGUUGCUCAAAUAUGAUAUAGUGUUAGGGGAUGGGUAUUCAAUAACAGAAUACCCAACCUCGACAAGAUUAUUUUUGGGUGAAAUCAGCGCCACAUCCUUAAAUGCAAAGACAUUUGAGCAGUUGUUUCCUACUGUGUCUCAAAUUAGUUUUCGUAGAGUGGAGGGUUUAAAAAAUAUAGUAUUGUCCUCUGAUCAGAUGACCACCCAUGGCCAUGGGUCGCAAAAGGACUUCUUACAAAGAUUAGAACAUGUCCAAGUGGGUGAAUGUGGGGAUAUUCGCACUCUGUUUCCAGCAAAAUGGCAGCAAGCUUUGAAAAAACUAAGGAGCGUGGAAAUUUAUGACUGCGAAUCAUUGGAAGAGGUAUUUGAAUUGGGUGAGGCUGAUGAAGGAAUUAACGAGGAGAAGGAACUGUCAUUUUUAACGGAGUUACAGCUGUCCUCGUUACCUGAGCUCAAUUGUAUAUGGAAGGGGCCCACCAGACAUGUCAGCCUCCACAGUCUUACUCGUCUGAAUUUGCAGGAUCUUGACAAGCUGACAUUUAUCUUCCCACCGUCCCUCGCUCAGAGUCUUAUUCAUCUGGAAACACUACAGAUAAAAUAUUGCGGUGGAUUGAAGCGUCUUAUCAGAGAAGAGGAUGGUGAAAGGGAAAUAAUUCCAGAGUGUCUUGGCUUCCCAAAAUUAAAAACUCUCUCUAUAAGUCGCUGUGAUGAACUGGAAUAUGUCUUCCCUGUCUCCGUGUCUCCAAGUCUUCAGAACCUGGAAGAGAUGGAGAUUCGUGAAGCUAACAAUUUAAAGCAAGUAUUUUACAGUGGAGAAGGAGAUGACAUCAUCGUCAAGUCUAAAAUUAAAGAUGGCAUCAUCAACUUCCCUCAGCUAAGAAAAUUGUAUCUUUUUUCCGUAUCAAGUUGCAGCUUUUUUGGUCCAAAGGAUUUUGCUGCCCAAUUGCCUUCUUUGCAAGAGUUAACCAUUGAAGGCCACGAAGAAGGGGGUAAUUUGUUGGCACAGCUUCGAGUACGUCCUUUAUAUUUCUCCAUUUUUUUUUUCUUUUCUAAUUAAAAUUUUCAACUUCAAUACAUUGUGAUAAUUUGUUCUAUCUUCUCAAAUUUCUAAAACUAAACUAAACUAAAUUUCCACUGAAUUUAAUUGAUGAUUUAAAUUGGCUUAGGAAGUUAGACAUCAAUUACUAUAAUGUAAUUUCUUAUUUCUUCCUUCAUAUUUCUAAAACUAAAGUAAUGCAUAAAUGCUAGCAAAUCCUUUAGCCAUCCACUAAAUUUGAAAGGAGUGAAAUUGAGGCUUCGUAUUUGGUUUAUUUUUUCUAAACAAUUAGAGUUAAAAAGUA